GGUACUUUGCCUACCUAGGUACCCAAGUAUAUGAAAGAUCUGGGUCGUAACUCAUCCAUAUUUAACCUGAUAGGCGACUCUCAAAUACUCGCACUGGAGGACCAGUGAACUCUCGUCUCUUUUCAUUAUGGCUGUAUUGGGUGUUACGAAAGUUGGAUGGCACGACUGGGAUGAGUGGUUCAAGGGUGACUCAUCUCAAGAAGCAAAAAGAAAAUUUAAAGAAAGCGAGCAAAUUGAUAUUCCCGUUGUUGACAAAGAUGUCACUCGGGAACUAAUUCGCAUAACUAAGUGCAAUAUCGCUGCGAACGAGAAAGAGCUUCGCCAAGGAUUGGAACAGUUGAGCUUAACAGAACUUCAAGCAUAUGUCGCCCAGGAGAAAGCAAAUCUCGAACAAGAAGAGGCAGCAUGGAAGGAAAAGAGGCGGAAAGGCUUGAAACGUAUCACUACCGAGUUUCAGUCUUUUGCGGAGACCUUCGAGAGGUUUCUGAAGGGGUAUUCUGGGGUGGUGGAAGUUGCGCAAUUAGCAGACAAUGUUUAUGGGGGCGCUGCUACCGCGGCACUGACGAUACUGUUUGCAACUGCAAAACUGAAAUCCGCGAAUGAUCAAUCCAUCCAAUCUGCCAUGGGGCAAAUUGCAGACCGCCUUCCCGAUUUCAAUAUAUACCAACGAAUCUACGCCGACAACGAGCUGGCAGUCAUGCUUGCCACCGCAUUUACGGAUGUCAUUGUAUUCGCUCGAGAAGCGACUAUCUAUUUACAAUCUCACGGAGCUAUGAGAGUUAUUGUUAGUUUAGCCAAACCUCUAAGAUUCCAGGGACUGCAAGAUCAGAUGUUGGUAAACUUUAGGAGAAUUAGAGUCAAGUGUGAUACUCUACUGGCACAGCGAGUAGCUUCUCUGGCCGAAACGAAUGCUGAUCUCCUCAAUGAGUUGAACGAGGUGAAAAGCGAGCUAAAGGAGGCAAAGGUAGAGAUCCAAGGCCUCCAUGCGAGAAAGGAUGAUGAUUCAGCGAAAGCAUUGAACAGGUUUCUAGGGCGAGAAGUCUCUGACAGUAAAAGUGUUCGCGCAACUCGCCUAAUCAACAACCGCAACUUCCUCUCCAACCUAUUUGACGAGGUGAAAGAGGACUUCUCGACGAUGACCCUCCAGGAUAUCAUGCAGACGGUGAAGUAUCAGCUAUGGCAGCAAACUGAAUCUUCUUUGUUUAUUCUUCACGGCCGAAACGGGGUCGGCCUUGAGCAGAAAUACUCACAAUCAUGGCUUUCACCCUGUGCUCUCGACCUGGUUGACCAUCUUCGGGCGUCAGGCAAUGGCUACAUAGUCGCAUAUCCGAAGUGUGUCCCAGAACUCACUCUAGAAGACGUCCUGAAGGAUAUCAUCUCGGAAAUUACUGAUCUAGACCGACAAAUUCUUCGCAGGGGAAGUGACGUGCAGAACAUCAAAGAGAAUGUUGGUCAUGGUCUGAUCAAAGGGGCUGCUAAAGCUCUGUUGACAGUGGUCAAUCGGUGCCACUCUCCAGUUUACAUUAUAAUUGACCGACCGGAGACCUGUCGGCGCGGGAACCGCGGUGAUAUGUGGUUACUUGUAAAGGAGAUGUUUGCCAUAGUGAAAGGGGCAACAAACCAGCUGAGGAUCUUGAUGGUUUUGAAAACCGAUGUCUGGGAUAUAAGCGAAAGGAUAUCUGACUUUGAUCAACGAGAUCAAAAGUCAGGAAAGUUGGUUGUGUUGCGAAGAAAUCAACAUGAGUUAUAGAUACCUACCUAGGUAAUAAUACUGGCACUGGCUUGUGACGCCUCCGAGUGCCUUCGGAACUGCGCUUUAAUUAGGGAAACGAGCAGGGAUUAAGACAAUACUUCUUUUAUGUAAAAAAAACCUCAUAUAUUACUACGUAUCUCCUUGAUAAGUAUACCUAAAAAAAAGUAAUAAUCUUCAAAAGAUAAAUAUUCCAUUAAAAAUCAUUAUAUUGGCUAACC
Messenger RNA from Annulohypoxylon truncatum, 1971 nucleotides. RefSeq lists its product as uncharacterized. Lineage: Eukaryota; Fungi; Ascomycota; Sordariomycetes; Xylariales; Hypoxylaceae. Bases 128 to 1750 code for a protein of 540 amino acids. The transcript is spliced from 5 exons. The record is from RefSeq and is a predicted model, not a curated record.